Messenger RNA from Trichomonas vaginalis G3, 2109 nucleotides. Its product is annotated as glutamine-fructose-6-phosphate transaminase (isomerizing) protein. Bases 1 to 2109 code for a protein of 702 amino acids. The transcript has a single exon. The record is from RefSeq and is a predicted model, not a curated record. NCBI's taxonomy places the organism in Eukaryota, Parabasalia, Trichomonadida, Trichomonadidae. Gene Ontology annotation, molecular function: carbohydrate derivative binding; L-glutamine:D-fructose-6-phosphate transaminase (isomerizing) activity. Gene Ontology annotation, biological process: fructose 6-phosphate metabolic process; protein N-linked glycosylation; UDP-N-acetylglucosamine metabolic process.
AUGUGCGGUAUCUUUGCUUACAUGAAUUUCAUUAAAGAUAAAAAGCUUAAAGACAUCCUUAUAAAGCUUCUUGGAGGUCUUAAAAAGCUAGAGUACAGAGGUUACGACUCAUGCGGAAUUGCAUUUGAUAUCGGUAACGAAUACGAGCGCAUGAUCGUCACUGCAAAGUCCAAGGGAACAGUUGAUAAUCUCUUAAAUCUCAUCAAAGAUUAUCUUACAAAUGAGACAAUUUUCGAAAAUCAUGUUGCCAUUGCCCAUACAAGGUGGGCUACACACGGUCCACCAACAGCUGGAAAUGCUCACCCGCAUAUUUCGUCUCCAAAGAUGGAAUUUGUCGUUGUUCACAACGGUAUUAUUUCAAAUUAUGCCGAAAUGAAGAACAGAUUGCUUCAAGAACCAACAUUCUCUGUUUCACCUAAACAAAACAACGAUGAUACCGAAAUCUUGAUCGAAGAUGAAAAGAAUUCCAAAGCAGAAUUCACUUCUGAGACAGACACAGAAGUUUUGGCCAAGCUUGCCUUGUUCAUGUAUAACAAGCUCACAGUUGAACUCGGCAGACAGCCAACAUUCCUCCAAGUUAUUGCAAAUACAAUGAAACUUGUCGAAGGAACAUUCGGCGCUGUUUUCAAAUCAUCCAUUUAUCCAAAUGAAGUCAUUGCCUGCCGUCUUUCUUCCCCAUUACUCCUUGGUCUUGUUUAUGAUGGCGAUAAACAAUAUUCACAAGCAGCUCGCUCCAUUGAUAUGAAGAGAGAAGACAGAGUUGGUUCCAUCCAUGACUUUGGUGAGCCAAUUUCCCACUCAGCUCCAAAGCCAGGCGAACUUUUCCUUGCAUCUGACGCUCCUGCCUUUGCUGAGUACACAAAGAACGUCAUUAUCCUCGAAGACUGGGAUAUUGUCCACAUUUCCGAGGAAGGUGUCGACAUUAUCAACACAGCUCCAACAAAUGUCCAGACCAACUCAACACGUUCAUUAGAAACACUCCAACUCUCACUUGAAAACAUCGCUAAGGGCAAAUACGGACAUUUCAUGCAUAAGGAAAUCAUGGAACAGCCACAAUCAUUAGCUUCUACAAUGAGAGGCAGAAUUUUACCAGGAAGUACAGAUAUACACCUCGGUGGUAUGAUACCUCACAUCGAUACAAUCAAAAACUCGAAAUACCUCAUUUUCAUCGCUUGUGGUACAUCAUACAACGCUGCUCUUGCAGUUAGACCACUUUUCGAACAAUAUACGAAGCAGAGAAUUUUCGUUGAGGUCGCUUCCGACUUCAAUGAUCGCAAACCAGUCAUUUUCAGAGAUGAUGUUUGCGUAUUCCUUUCCCAAUCAGGCGAAACAGCUGAUACAUUAACUGCUUUAGAGUACUGCAAGAGCGCCGGUGCAUUCUGUGUUGGUAUCAACAAUACUCCUGGCUCAUCAAUCUCCCGAGGAACACAUUGCGGCAUUCACCUCAACGCAGGUAUCGAAAUCGGUGUUGCAUCAACAAAGUGCUACACAUCAAUGAUCGAAGCACUCAUAAUGUUCCUUCUUUUGCUGAUGCAAGAUUCGAUUUCCCAGAGAAAGGAGAGAAAGAAAGCUCUUCAAGCCUUGGCAUCUCUUCCAUCCAUUGUCGAAGAGACAUUGAAGCUUUCUCCAACAAUUCAAGAGAUCGCUCCUUUCGUUGCAAACGAACAGAACUUGAUCAUGUUGGGCAGAAAGACACAUUACGCAACAGCCAGAGAAACAGCUCUGAAGAUCAAGGAACUCACUUACAUCCACUCCGAAGGUCUCAUGGCCGGCGAACUCAAACACGGACCAUUGGCUUUGAUCGAUGACCAUUCAAUGGUUAUUUUCAUUGCUACAGGAGAAGAUGACGAAAUGCUCGCUGCUACACAGUCUUCUCUCCAGCAAAUCAAAGCUCGUGGUGCUAAAGUCCUCGUUGUUGCAACACAGGAUGAUAUCCCAAGAGUCAAGGAGUUCUCUGACUGGUUAGUUAUUGUUCCAAAGACUUGCCAGUGGACACAGAUGAUUGUAAACAUCAUCCCAAUGCAGUUACUCGCGUACUACGUCGCUUUGCAGAAGGGAAUCAAUGUAGACAGACCAAGAAACUUGGCUAAGGCUGUCACAGUCGCAUAA